This is a messenger RNA of Eimeria tenella, 972 nucleotides long. RefSeq lists its product as uncharacterized. The record is from RefSeq and is a predicted model, not a curated record. The transcript is spliced from 8 exons. The coding region runs from base 1 to 972 and encodes 323 amino acids. Lineage: Eukaryota; Apicomplexa; Conoidasida; Eucoccidiorida; Eimeriidae. Gene Ontology annotation, cellular component: membrane.
AUGAAGGGAGAUGCCAGGGAGCUAGAGGAGCGGCUGAUGGACAGCAGCAGCAGCUGCGCUGCAGCGCGCAGCGAGGGCUUGCUGGUGGCCCCGGAGGGCGAAGAUGCGCAGCAGCAGCAGCAGCAGCAGGAGCAGCAGCAGCAGCAGCUGCAGCUGCAGCGCAGCGUCAGCAGGGGCGAAGCAUUCUUCUUACGGGCUCUUAUGGUUGUCAAGAUUUGCUUCUUUGCUGCUGUUGCCCUCGUGCUGCUGCUGGCGCUGAGCCACAUCGACACAACAGCCACCAUAGUUAAGGAUCUCAUAGCGGGAGUUCAAGGGUUUGGUUAUUUUGCGCCUUUUGCGUACAUUGCGCUGUACGUGGUCUUCAUUGCUUUUUUCAUGCCAGCAGAGUUCAUGCACUUGGCCGCGGGCUUCAUCUUCUCGCGAAUAUACGGCGAAACCUUGGGCAUUGUGGUUGCUUUCUUCUGCUCCCUCUGCGGCGCGCUGCUCUCCGGCUUGUGCUGCUUCAUGAUCAGCCGCCACCUGCUUUUCGAUUUGCUGCACUCCUGGAUGAGCAGCAGCACUUUGUUCAGAGCUUUCGACUCUGCAGUGGAGGAGGGGGGGAUAACUUUCGUGGCCCUCAUCCGGCUUUCUCCCAUUUUGCCGUACUCCCUCACCAGUUAUUUGUUUGGAGUCACGGCGCUUAAGACUUCCCAUUUGCUGCUCGGCACUUUUUCGGGGACUCCUCUUAUUCUCGCGUUCAACUUCAUCGGCUCCGCUUUGAGCGAUCUGAAGGACCUGGAUGUUCGCACUUUCUCCUGGACGUGGCAGCGGUUGAGCCUGAUUGCCAUCGGAGUGCUGAUGGCAGCUGCGUCAAUGGCCUACAUUACUGUGCUGACGCGUCGGAAGCUGGAGGCGGCGUAUGCGAGCGCCUUGCAGGAGCGGAACCAGAGGUCGCAGUUGCUGCUGGCGAGCAGCCCUGCUGGCUUGGCUUGA